Blepharisma stoltei is the source of this 450-nucleotide messenger RNA. The record is from the annotation of a GenBank genome assembly. Lineage: Eukaryota; Ciliophora; Heterotrichea; Heterotrichida; Blepharismidae.
AUGGCCAUGGCAAAACACAUAAGGAAAAAAAUUAAUGAAAUUUUUGGCCUGGACUUUAAAGAUAUGAAGCAAAAUCUCGUAAAAAUAAUGAAUGAUGAGAUAAAAACAACAUCUGAAAUCCCUUUGGAGCAAAAUAUCGUAAAAAUAAUGAAUCAUGAGAUAAUAGCAACAUUUGAAAUCCCUUUGGAUUUACUUUUAAACUGCAUUAAGCCCAUUUUUAAAGAAGCUGAGGAGCAUCUUACACAGUCAGAUUAUCCAAAUAGUAGCCGUGAGAAUAAUAAAUAUAUUAACCAUUUUAAUAAAACUGUAGUAGCUGCUAUGAGACUUGUAAUGGCAGGAGAAAGGCUAGCUAUUAUUGAUAGAACUACAAAUGAACUUCAAAUUAGGCUGAGAAAGCAGCUCAAAUUAUUGAAGAUUAAGGUUUCGAAAGUUCUCGGUGAAAUAUUUUAG